Suillus fuscotomentosus is the source of this 1384-nucleotide messenger RNA. Its product is annotated as WD40-repeat-containing domain protein. Gene Ontology annotation, molecular function: protein binding. Bases 1 to 1185 code for a protein of 394 amino acids. The record is from RefSeq and is a predicted model, not a curated record. The transcript has 3 exons. NCBI's taxonomy places the organism in Eukaryota, Fungi, Basidiomycota, Agaricomycetes, Boletales, Suillaceae.
AUGGAUGGGAGAAGAAUUGCGAGUGGGGCGCAAGAUGGCAAGAUCAUCAUAUGGGACGCAGAUACGAAGGAGAUCAUCAUUUGUCUGUCGCAUCACACAAACUUGGUCACUUGCAUACGGUUCUCACCUGACGAGAAAAGAAUCGCCUCCGCUUCAGAGGACGGUACACUAAACAUCUGGGAUGUAGAAACAGGGGAACUUGUAUUCGACAUCGAUGAUCACCAAGGCCCAGUAGGGACAGUGGCCUAUUCUCCCAAUGGAACCAAGAUUGCAAGUGGGUCGCUUGAUUGCACGGUUCGCAUUUGGAACGCAACGACUGGCAGGCAGCAAAACCAACCACUAAUCCACGAUAGCCAUGUGUUAUCAAUGGUUUGGUCUGCAGACAGUCGUCGUCUCAUUUCUGCCUGUACUGAUGGCCACAUCUACUUCUGGAGUGCACCGACUGGUGCCCAGCUCGGAUCCCCACUGCAUGCACAUUCCGACGCCAUUGUCUCAUUGGAAAUCUCCCCUGACGGCGAGCUGAUAGCUAGCGCGUCCGCUGAUAGCACUGCUAGGCUGUGGAGCACGGCGACCCACAAACCUUUCGGUCGUGUGCUCCAGCAUGCCAAAAGGGUAUCUGCAAUAGCCUUCUCUCCAAACGGCCAGCUUGUUGCCACAGGCGGCCGGGAAAACAUAAUAUUUCUGUGGGAUAUAUCAGAGGAGUCUGCAUUGAUGAUGAAUGUAGUGUCAGCCUCAUCCGUUUCCCCAGCGUCUAAUAUCAUAAGCUAUAUGGACCAGCCGCCAGCAAGCUCCGAUUUUCUUUCAGCCUCUUCUGCACCAGCACCGGACGAAGUACAGGAUGUAACCGAGUUGCAUGAAAUUCCUUCUCCAGUCCGCACCUCUUCUCCAGUUGAGCUUCCGGACGGAAUUCAAGCUCUUCCAGAAACUACCAACUCGCGCAAUGCAGAACCAUCCCUUUCUCCAUUUUUGUCUUUUGAAAGUUCUUUGCAUCCUCAAAUAGCCACUACCUCGGCUUCCGCUCCAGUCCUGGCGUCACAUCCGAAAUCAUUUUGGAAGCGUUUUCUUAUGUUCAAUAGGUCUGCAUCGUCUGUAGACUCCAAGCGGUGGAAAUUCCCGCGCAUCGGUAGUAUCAUGCAGCGCAAGCAUCGGAAUGUGGAAUCUCAAGCAGUUGCCAAUGAUGCCUAGCACCAAUAGGUCUACGACUUCGGUUUUUAUGUAUUGUCUGGUAUUGUCUUAGUAUCAUAUGAUACUCUUUUGGUUAGCUGUCACCCUUGCCCCUCGUUCUAUGUGUUGUCCCUCCCCUGCCUAUGUAGUCUGGUUGCAACACCUACGUCCUCGACUGCUAUCAGACGUGCGUUCGCGGUCACAAGUGUCCACGGGAAAU